AUGGCAGCCCUACUGAACCGGCGUUUUGUCGCCAACUCCCUCGCUAUCCUCACUGUCGGUGGAAUCGGCACCUACACAGCGUCCAAGUACUUCACCAAGAGCGCGUUCGCAGAGUCGCCAAACUCGGAGUCCCAGAAAGUCUUCAGUCGCGCGGGCCCGGCGUUCAAAUACCUCCGUCUUCAUAGCGAAGAGAGCGUCAACCACAACACAAAGCGUCUCCGGUUUGAGCUGCCCGGUGGUGAGAGCUCGCAGAGCGGACUGGGUCUGACUUCUGCCCUCCUCACCUUCUCCAAACCCGAUGGUAGCUGGUUUCCCGUCGUACGACCGUACACCCCCGUCAGCAAGCUAGACGAACCCGGAUUCAUCGACCUCCUCGUCAAAAAAUACCCAAACGGGAAAGCAAGCACCCACCUGCACAGCCUCAAACCCGGCGACAGUCUGUUCAUCCUCGCCUCGUUACCCAGUUUCUCAUGGACACCCAAUAAAUUAAACCACGUCUACCUGAUCGCAGGCGGUGCAGGCAUUACACCCAUUUACCAGCUCGCACAGGGAAUCCUCGACAACCCCGCCGACAAGACGAAAGUCACCGUGGUCUUCGGCGUGAAUACCGAGCAGGAUCUGCUUUUCCGGCAGGAGUUCGAUGCGUAUAAGCGUCUGUAUCCUGGGAAACUGGAUGUUCAUUACGCGGUUAGUCGACCGGGUAAAGAAUUUGAGCCGGCGGACGGUGUAAGAGACGGGUAUGUUACCAAGGAGGUUCUGGAGGAGGUUAUGAAGGGCCCCGGGGAGAAGGACACAAAGGUGUUUGUUUGUGGACCACCCGCGAUGGAGACGAGUUUGGUUGGGGCUGGGGGUUUUGGGAAGGGACCGAAGGGCAUCCUAGAGCAACUGGGAUAUGGGAAGGAUAGGAUCCAUCGGUUCUAG
Messenger RNA from Aspergillus puulaauensis, 921 nucleotides. Its product is annotated as cytochrome b5 reductase family protein. Gene Ontology annotation, molecular function: cytochrome-b5 reductase activity, acting on NAD(P)H. Lineage: Eukaryota; Fungi; Ascomycota; Eurotiomycetes; Eurotiales; Aspergillaceae. The coding region runs from base 1 to 921 and encodes 306 amino acids. Gene Ontology annotation, biological process: ergosterol biosynthetic process. The record is from RefSeq and is a predicted model, not a curated record. The transcript is spliced from 3 exons.